Molecule: messenger RNA, 3223 nt
Organism: Morone saxatilis (striped sea-bass)
Lineage: Eukaryota; Metazoa; Chordata; Actinopteri; Moronidae
Gene: fam199x
Product: family with sequence similarity 199, X-linked
Exons: 5
Coding region: 162-803 (213 amino acids)
Source: RefSeq, a predicted model, not a curated record
UCUGUCUGCUGUCCUCACAGUUGCCAGGAAGUGACAUCGCCAGCGGCAGCGAUGUCCUCUCUGACAUCAUCCCGAGCGUGCCAAGUUCACCCUGUCUGUUUUCCAAGAGGAAGCCUAAACCCCACCCUCACCGCAACCUCGAUGAGUUACCGUGGAGUGCCAUGACCAACGACGAACAAGUGGAGUACAUCGAGUACCUGAGUCGGAAGGUCAGCACAGAGAUGGGCCUGAGGGAGCAGCUGGACAUCAUCAAGAUCAUCGACCCCUGUGCUCAGAUCUCCCCCACCGACAGCGAGUUCAUCAUAGAGCUCAACUGUCUCACCGACGAGAAGCUCAAACAGGUGCGUAACUACAUCAGAGAGCACAGCCCCAGGCAGCGGGCCAGCAGCACCAGAGAGGGCUGGAAGAGGAGCAGCCACAGCAGCGCCAGCACCGGCGGCGUGAGCGGAGCCAGCAGCAGCAACGCCAGCAUGGUCAGCUCCGCCAGCUCCUCCACCGGCUCCACAGCCUCCAACUCCGUAGCAGGUGGUACAGCGUCAGCCUGUAGUGGGAGCAGUGUUGCCAACAUUAGCAGAGCUCACAGUGAUGGCAACCUUUCCAGUGCUGCAGAACGUAUACGAGACUCUAAAAAACGUUCGAAGCAGCGCAAGCUUCAGCAGAAAGCCCUCCGGAAGCGUCAGCUGAAAGAGCAGCGACAGGCCCGCAAGGAGCGUCUGAGUGGACUGUUUCUGAACGAGGAGGUGCUGUCGCUGCGAGUGACGGAGGAGGACGACCACGUUGACGACCUGGACAUACUGAUGUGACACCAGUGAAUCAAUCAGUGCUCCCUCUACGCCUGCUGUCUCAUGGACCACGCUAACCCAGAUCACUGCAUGCAUUAGCUUUGAGUAGGCUCAGCAUUUUUAAGAGUAAUGUCUCAAAGGCAGUUAUAGCUUGUAGUAGCCUCUAACAUGUCCUAUUGCUUGCUAAUUCUAGUGUAGUACCGUUAAUGCGAAAACGGAUAGCCGCUGCAAUCACUACUGAGCUAGCUACAGCAAUAAUGCCGCUAAUGCUUUGAUUAGAUUCAGACCUCAGUCCAGCCUGCCAGUGCUCAUGAACCUAGAGGCUCGCAGAUACACAUCAAUAUACACUACUAAUCAUUUUUUUCAGCUUAUUACGGUUAGCAAGAGGAUUGCUUAUAGGUGCUGUAACAGCUACACCCACUGCUACUAAUACAGCCACCACUGGCAGAAGGACAGAUCAGGCUAGAGAAAGGCGAGUUUGGCCACAUUAUGCAGCUGUUGCUCUGUGAAAAACCAGGUGAUGGCAGCAGGUUUAUUUCUUCACAACAUACAGGAGCAACUAUAUGCAAGUUGGCAAUAUUUGAGCUGAUUUGGUGGUGGAUUGCACCCACCUGCAUACACAUACAUCCAUACUCUACAGGGCUAUAUCUGCACUGGCCAAACUCUGUUCAUCUACAGCUGUAGUUUAAACUGCUGCAGCAUGAGGCCUACAGUCUGUCAGUUUUAAUGUCACAGCAGAUUUAUUGUAAAUACGAGUGCCCUCAUAGGGAACAACACAAUGUUUAGAAACCUCACACUUCUCUAAAUGGUGAAUUCAGAUUCAUUUCAGGGUAAGAUAAUUGGUGAAACUCAUCCUCCAAAACUAACAAAUAACAUCAGAGAUUCAAAGGUUCCUGGUGUGGAGACUGUAGUGAGCUGGUCUGUCUUUCUAUCUGCUGAGUGUUGUGGUCCCAUUUCACUCUUAAGGCGUAGAGGGAGCACUGAAAACAGUGCAUGUUUAAACCGCCACCCACACCGAGUCCCCGUGUGGUCCAAAAACUAACAACUCGCAUCAUUAUUUGCAGACACCUGUUCAAAAAUAGCUUAUGUGUUGUAAAUAAAUGAUAAAUAACAGCAUAUUUACUGCUUGUUUUAAGGUUCUCCUUGGUGAUAAAGGUUUGAUAUAAAGUUUUUUUCCCCUGUGUACAUAUAUAAUGACAAGGUAGUGAACUAAUUGGUUAUCAUAGCUUGAAAAUGCUGUCAGUUAGCACUGGUUCUUUGCUAUGUUUUGAGUCUUAUUUUGAAGCAUUUAGCUGUUCCGUCACAUGUACUUGAGUUUGGUCUUCGUCUCAGACAUCCUUUAAACUUUGACUUUGUCAAGUCCUCGUUGUUUCUCUGCCAGCACUCCUACUGUAUGUUUUGCCUGAGACAGACCUAAAUAAUCUUCAUCAUUUACUUCUGUUUACAUUUAUGAAUGAUUUGACCUCCGUGGUAAGUUACAAGCAUUUGAGCGUAAAGUCUUACAAGAAGUUUUUGUUUUACGGAUCGCCUUGUCUGUCCGUGCACUGUAUAGCUGGUUUGGCUUUGGCGCUAAACUUGAGCUGGUUUCUUAAGAAUGUGCAUCUAACAUCGAGCCAUUAACUCAGCUUCCAGAAGUGUGUUCAUUUCGCUCCGUUAAAAUAUUUAUGAUGUACGAAAAGGUGUUGACGAAGCACUAACGCCUCAAAAACAGCCUUUUGUGGAGGUGUAGCUACCAUGCCGUUGUCAUGUUUGCUAACCUGAGAUUUUGUUGGUGUUUUUUUUCUCCGUUUUUCUUUUGUUCUACCUUGUAUAAGAAACACUUUCCCACAGCUUCUCAGCUGUAUCGUGAUAAACCACUGCAGUUAUUGGGCUUAAAAGCCUGCUGUCAUUUCUAAUACUUUAUGUGUACUGAGCUUUGGCUCUUGUCUCUGUCUCAUGUAUAAAAGUUAUUAAUUACAGCAAUUAUGUUAAAUGCAGCUUUAUGUAUUCUGUAGUUAUGAAUUAGUAAAACUCUAUUUUGAAAAAUAAGAUAAUUUUGAGAAAAAAAAUAAAAUAAGCCAGUGUGAUGCAACAAAGUUAUUUGUGUAUAUACCAUGUAAUUGCAGAAGAUGAAUGAUAUUGAACUGAUUAAAUAUGGUUAAAAAAAGGCUUUAGUGUAAACUUUUUGUUGGGGAAGAUUCCCCCCAGUGUCAUUGUUAGAUUUAUUUUACACCAGACACACGUUGAGGUAAAAACAUUUUAACCAUCAGCUACAAUAACAACUGUUUCUUUUACAUGUAUUAGUUCUUACAAACCUCUAUGGAGCAGUGUUUUCCUGCAGCCUGGCUGAAGCGUAUUGGAUACCGGAGAUGUUGGUGCUUCAGGCGGGACUGUGUGCAGUCCACCCAAUGAUUCUGAUUCUCUGUAAACUUGACAAAUAAACUUACAUUGUUGCAUCCUAU